AGGUUGAGGUUACGUUAAUGUUUUGCCGCUUUUAAAGUUGUUAAUCCUACUUAAAUAAACUUACUAGCUAGGAGUUCAUAAUUUAUUAUUUCAGCUAGGCUACCUCAUGGAAAUAUCAUCGGAUUCCGACGAUGAUGAUUGCCAGUUAUAUACUAGAACAGCAGACCAUUUUACUAAGAAGAGAAAUGAAAUUCAGUCUAAGAGGAAACUACUAGAAGACGAAGACACAGUUAACCAAGACUUAGUCCUAGCAGAUGCAGAUGUUUUUCUCGUCAACGGUGAGGAUGCAAUUAAUAGUUCAAAAUUUGUCGAUAAUUCAUUGGAUGCAGAUGUUAGCCUCAACAGCUUUCAGGACCCUAACAGUUCUGAAGAUGAUAUACCAUUAGCUGAAUUAAGGCGAAGUCUGAGGAACAAAAAACGCAAAAUUCCAUGCUCCCCACAACUGCAGGUAAGGCCUAGAUCUAGAAGAAAAUCUAGGAAGCAAAGAAAUCGGGAAACGUCAAGGCCUACCGGUAUGUCUCCAGCGAGAAACGGUAAUGUAGUUGUACUAGACGAUGAUUUAGAUUUUGUAGUUGGAUCGUUUCCCCCUAUAGAUUUUAAUAGCCGUUCUAACAAAAAAUCUAUUUCAUCCAAAGACAUAUCAAUAGAAAAUAUAAAUCUUGAUUUAGAUGAUGAGGAUGAUUUUGAAAGUGAUGACUUAGUCACACUAACUAUUGAGUGGAACAAUAAUAAAACAACUACCCUCAAACAUUUCAAAAUCCGUAGAUAUCAAAAAUUGGAGUCAGUGUUUGAGGAGCUGUCCAAACUAGAAAAUAUCAAUUCAAACCGUGUUCUAUUGAUGUAUGAUUUUAAAUCUGUCAGUCCUAUGGAUACUCCAUCAUCCUUGAAUCUGAAAUUUUACGGUGCUCUAAUAGGUUCAGUAUCUUCCGUAGAAGUAAAUCACAACAAAGCCAAUGUAAUUAAUCAAGUAGAUGAUGAAAAAUCCUCUGGGCCCACUGGAGGCAUUCAAGUGAAAUUGUUAUUACAAUCCAAGCAGACAUUGGUAUUCAAGGUUUUCAAACGUCAAAAAAUGGACAUUCUUUAUACAAAGUGUGCUGAAGAAUUGAAGUGUAACAAGGGUCAGUUAAAAAUUACUUUUGAUGGUGAGCAUGUUGAGCCAAAUGAAGUCUUAGAAGAUUUGGAUGUAGAAGAUGGGGAUGUGUUUCAUGUACAUGUUAAAAGCUGCAACUAAAUGUUGUUAACACAAACUCUGUAAAAUGUUAUUUAAUUUAAGUUUAAAUGAUUUUGUAUAUAAACUGAUUUAAUAUUGUUGAUACCGUGACAUACCUUUGCUACAUGAUACCAGUUGGAGAACUUAUUGUUUAACAAAACAUGCUUGCCCCUACCGAUACCAUUUUGUACCACUCAACAUUCAAUUUUAUACAGGCUGUCAUUUGUUAAAAAGAGUUAAGACCGUAGAGGCCCAUCAUAACUUAGCCUAUUAUGAAGAAAGUAACUUCUAGGCUACUUAAUUACUCAUUCUGUAAAAUUAAUUAGGUUCAAAGUGAUUGCUAGUGUAACUUAGCCUAAGUAAUUUUCUUGAAACUGGUUACCUAUUCUUGUCACAGUUUUUUACGGGUAGCCGGAGCUGAGCCUACUAGCAUCACACAUUCAUCUACUACUUUGUCAUUUCCUGCUCCAAAGUAAACUUACAUAGGGUAACAUAAUUCACUAGAAGUAUCAUAUUUAUAAUAAGUUAGUUAGUGGAUGUAGCCUAUAUUUUGCGAGUUCAUUAUUAAACUUAGAUAUUUUUUAUACCGACUGUCCCAUUUGUGCUCCUCUAAUCAAGCCCUGUUUUUUUUUUGUGUAAAAAACUUGACAGACUUUCUAAUGUAAAUAGGUAGGCCUAGUAUUUUUGUAAUUUUGUGGAAAGUCUCAAUUUUCACCUACGGUACAGGUAGUUUCUUGUUUGAUUUAGGUUAGUAAUUGAAAUUUGUUUCAGUGAGUUAUAAUUGAUAAAUUAAUCAAAUCUAACUUUUAUAGAGGUCACAAACAAGCCAUUGUCAUCCUAUUAGAAGUUUAUGAAAUCAUUCUUUUAUAGGCAACAUUACUUACGCCUAUAGGCUAUUUUUUAGUUUGUGUUUAUGUAAGGAUAACAAAUUUUUAAGUUUUGUCACAAUAAAGUAGUAUUUAAGAUUAGAGCCAGUAGAUCCUAUUAAUAUUGAAUUUAAAGUACCAAUGAAAAAAAACCUCAUCAGAUAUAGCAUAAUUGUUUCACUUUUAAAAUUAAGUUUCCCUUAUCUUGUCAUUUUGCAUUAUCACUUAAGGAGUUGAUGGUAGCUCCUCGAUUAAUCACUUAAUGUUUAAAUUACAUUAUAUGUAAGAUUCGGUGUUAAAACACCAUCGUCACCUUCAGGUUUUUUACUUGUAGAGUUGAUCAGUUUUAGAUAUAACUUAGUCAAAGGUUAAACAACAUAGGGCACUCGAACAAAAUUACAAAAAGUACAAAAAGAGAUUGAAACAUUUCAAUAGGCCUACCCCUGGCGCAGCAAACCUGCAGACUAAGUGAAUUUCCAUUUGCCUGAUUUGAUUUUCAAUGAAAUCUAUUUCAAUAACAUUAGGUAUAAUGAUUACCUUGGUUUGCUGCUAGAGGGAGGGUAAUAAAGUGUGUUUUUUCGUAAAACAUUAGCCUAAUAGCUUAGUAUAAAAGAUUAUAGAUUUGCUAAGUUUGAUCAAAAUAUUCGGUACAUAAACAAGCAAACUACAAAAGUUAACUUAUUCUCUAAAAGAAUAACAUGGGAAUUUUAAAUUUACAAUUUUUUGCAUUUUAUCCAAAACCAAUAAUCAUACAAAAACAUUUUAAUAUAAGUUACUACAUUUUUGUUUUUUAAGCUCUCAAAAAAAUAAUUUAUAGAGAAAUUGGGAUAUUUUAGGUUUACACCUAGGUAGGUCUUACCAUGAGACCUACCGUAAUAAUAGCUUAUUCCCUAUGGGAAAUUCGCUAAAACAAGCCUGUUGUACAGUAACAAAGUUACUGACCGUACUAAAAGCAAGGGACAGACUGUCACUCUUUGUUGCAACAGGCCUGUUUCAGCGAAUUUCCCAUAUAGGGAAUAAGCUAUUAUUACGGUAGGUCUCAUGGUAAGACCUGGACCCGGGACCGAUAUACUUUUUCGUUUUGAUGUCCCCAGAGGCCAAAAACACCAUCCGUUCUAGUUCAUAAUAUAUAUGUCCCUUAGCACGAUAACUCGAGCAAAAAUGAUCCCAUUUCGUACAAACAUGUAAACCUACGUUUAUCCAAACGAGUUCGAAAACCAGUAUGAUCAGACCAUGGGAACGAGGUUUUAUAGGGGAUUUAUGGGGUAAAAAUUGGUUUUUCUCAUUUUUGACUUUCAAAACAUAAAAUUCCUUAAAUUCUCUCUAGACCAUUUUGAAGAGAUUAAAAAAUUUAAGUGUUUUUGUACGGUUAUUGGUUAGAGAGAAACUACAAAAAAUAGUAAAUUUAAAAUUCCCAUGUUAUUCUUAUAGAGAAGAAGUAAACUGUUGUAUGUUUGCUUGUUAAAGGAUAUAUUUAGAUCAAACUUGGCAAUUGUUUACUAAGCUAUUAAUGCUUUACUAAAUAAACACACUUUAUUACCCCUGUAGCAGUAAUCCUAAGUACUCAUUAAACUUAAUGUUAUCAAAAUAGAUUUAUUUGAAAAUCAAUUCAGGCAAAUGGAAAUUCGCUUAGUAUACAGGUUUGCUGCAGCAGGGGUAUUUAAAUGUUUCAAUGUGUUUUUGUAGGUACUUUUUGUAAUUUUGUUUGUGCCGUAUUGGGUUUAACCUUUGACGAUGUCAACAACUAAUCAACUCUACCAAGUACUUGAAGCUGACGAUGGUGUUUUAACACCGAAGCAUGUCCUAAUACAGUAUGGCCAAAUUCGUUGAGCUGUGACGGAAUUACGUUUAAGGAAUUUAGUCUUACAUUAUGUCCAACAGCUCAGGGGCUUCAAAUGUGAAUGGCAAACUAAUAAGUUUUCCUUUUUUCUUUUCUAGUAAUUAGGCUACCCAAAAAUGAUAGCUUACUUAAGCGAUGCCUUCAAACCUAUCUCAAAUCUAUUUUGUAUUAAUUCCAAAUCACUAAGUAGCUUAAAUUUCUUUUAAAAUAAUUCUUAAUCCAAAGAAGCAGUAGAUAAAAUGUUUGUAUUAUUAUUUUCAGCUAUUUUCUAAGGGUGAUCUGAAUAGCCUAUCUUUAAUUAGAGUAUAUCUUCCAACGUUCCGACUCAUGUUUGUAAUCUUUAUUCAUCUAGUAUAGCCGUAUUUGCACAUGCCAAUAGGCUGGCAGGUGUUUACACAAGGCAAGUAGGGUAGGUUGCCUGUCUCUAAUGUGCUAAUAUCUUUAAUGCCUGUUUACUGACCUCAUAUUUAAACCAUACUUAAACACACAUUAAAAUUUGUGUUCCCAAGGUUUCAAAAUCAGAUUUUUAAAAUUUGAUUUAAGAAUCCCAUACCAACAAUUUGUUUUGCACUGUAUAUUUACAAGAAAUGUUUGUCACCUCUCAAAAUUAAAAUGGUUCCAUCAAAAAUUACAUAUUAAUUGUGUUGUACAGUUUUUUAUAUAUUUUAUUUUAUUUUAGUCAUAGUGUUAUGGUAAUUAAACU
Messenger RNA from Macrosteles quadrilineatus (aster leafhopper), 4619 nucleotides. It is a transcript of the gene Rad60, whose product is annotated as DNA repair protein Rad60. Gene Ontology annotation, molecular function: protein binding. Bases 107 to 1231 code for a protein of 374 amino acids. Gene Ontology annotation, biological process: positive regulation of transcription by RNA polymerase II; cytokine production. Lineage: Eukaryota; Metazoa; Arthropoda; Insecta; Hemiptera; Cicadellidae. The transcript has a single exon. The record is from RefSeq and is a predicted model, not a curated record.